AGUCCUACGUGUUUGACAUUUGCUGUGUUUCAGGGUCCCGCUAGGCUAGUUUUUGGUUGGUUUACACUUAACUUACAGCGAAGGAGCUUGCAUUUGUUUCUGUGUUAAACACAACAGAUCCAAAUCUAAGCAACAAACAACCUUUUUUGAACAUUAGAUCCAAUAAUACACUCUCCUUUCUUCCCUAUUUGCCUUAUUGUGAAAGCUUCCCUCGUCGUGAUUUGAUGAUCUAAACAAAAGAUACCGGUUUCUGUGAACCCGCAUAUCAUACUGUGGAUCCGCCCCUGGUUGGGUUAACAAUGGAUAAACUCCACAAAUAAGGUGUAGUAUUCUGUGCUCGACAUUUAACUAAAGCAAUCAUGUCUAGAAGGCCCGGAAACCCCACACGGCGCUUUGCUGGUGGUGGAAGCCUCGGGGGCAUUUUUCAUCCAAAAUCGCGCCCUACUCCUUUAUUACCUACAGUACUUCUCAUUCUUGGUGCUGUCCUUGUUGUUGGCUAUUUCUAUCGAGGCUCAGGUACAUCUGGAAGUUCAGCACUCCGCAGGCUUGAAGGUGAAUUUACCUGCACUUCGGAGCUUCAGCUGGCUAUACCUUAUCUAAAGCAGGCAUAUGGUGACAGCAUGCGCAAAGUUUUGCACGUUGGACCUGAUACUUGUUCUGUGGUGUCCAAACUAUUAAAAGAAGAAGAAACUGAAGCAUGGGGUGUUGAACCUUAUGAUGUUGAGGAUGUUGAUGCAAACUGCAAGAACCUUAUCCGCAGAGGAAUAGUACGUGUGGCAGACAUCAAAUUCCCAUUACCCUACAGGCCAAAAUCAUUUGCUCUUGUUAUCGUGUCGGAUGCGGUAGAUUACUUAUCUCCUAGAUACCUAAACAAGACUAUUCCAGAGUUAGCAAGGGUGUCGGCCGAUGGUCUAGUCAUUGUUACAGGUUACCCUGGUCACUCCAGAGCUAAAGUUGCCGAGCUAUCGAAGUUUGGACGCCCUGCAAAAAUGCGGAGCUCAUCUUGGUGGGCACGCUUCUUUGUCCAGACCAGCCUACAAGAGAAUGAUGCUGCAAUCAAAAAGUUUGACAAGGCUGCAGCUAGCGAUGGAUACAAGUCUAGGUGUCAGAUUUUCCAUGUUAAAUCAUUUCAUUAACGCGUCAACCAUCUCACAAUUCAGGGGAGCAAUCUCUUCAUUGUCGGUGAUUUUUUAGCAGGUCUUUAUAAGUUUCAUUUUUGCACCUCCCACAGCAAGAGGAAAAAAAAUGCAGGAAUGAAGAAAUGUAUCCUGCAUCAUUUUGAGUAAUUCAAUAUGUACAAGCAGAUUAAUUAAAAGUUGAAAACUUUGGUUACCAUCAAUUUCAUACAGCCAACACAUCUUGUAGUUAAAAGGUUUAGUGUUUGGUACGAAUUGUUAUCUGUAUUAUUUGUUGCCUACAUCUUUAUUAUCAGGAUGUUGCUGUACCCAGCAUUAAAUUUCUCUGUAUGGUAAAAUCUGUUUGCUUUUCUGCC
This is a messenger RNA of Lycium ferocissimum, 1492 nucleotides long. Its product is annotated as probable pectin methylesterase CGR2. Gene Ontology annotation, molecular function: S-adenosylmethionine-dependent methyltransferase activity. Gene Ontology annotation, biological process: pectin metabolic process. The coding region runs from base 360 to 1136 and encodes 258 amino acids. The record is from RefSeq and is a predicted model, not a curated record. NCBI's taxonomy places the organism in Eukaryota, Viridiplantae, Streptophyta, Magnoliopsida, Solanales, Solanaceae. The transcript is spliced from 8 exons.